Messenger RNA from Phaeodactylum tricornutum CCAP 1055/1, 303 nucleotides. RefSeq lists its product with no specific name. The annotation marks the transcript as partial. Gene Ontology annotation, biological process: proteolysis. Gene Ontology annotation, molecular function: peptidase activity. Lineage: Eukaryota; Bacillariophyta; Bacillariophyceae; Surirellales; Neidiaceae. The record is from RefSeq and is a predicted model, not a curated record. The transcript has 2 exons.
GCACAACAAUUGGUGCGGCUGCGCAACGAGCCGGGCCUAACCGUCACGAUAGUGGUGGACAAGGUCGCCGCUUCUGGUGGUUACAUGAUUGCGUGUACGGCAAGUCCCGGGCGACUCUUUGCGGCUCCGUUUGCAGUUGUUGGUUCGAUUGGUGUAAUUGGACAGACCUUCAACAUUCACAAGACGUUAGAGGGCUGGGGUGUUCGACCACUGGUGUUUCGGGGAGGCCGGGACAAGGCGCCCGUUGGGUUGGUCGGAGAAGUCACGGAAGAAGGGCUGGCCAAAGUACAGGACAUGGUGGAC